AUGGAAGGUGCUGAAAGCUCGGAUAAAGCAUCUUGGAGUAAAGAGAUGUUGCAUACAUUUUGUGAUAUUUGUAUUGUCGCUAUUGAGAAAGGAAUGAGGCCAAGCACUCAUUUUGAUAAGGCCGGAUGGAAAUUUGUUAUGGCUGUCUUCAAAGAGAAAACUGGUCUUGCUUUUACUAAGACUCAACUAAAAAACAAAUGGGAUGGUGCAAAAAAGGAGUGGAGGAUUUGGAAAAAACUGAUUUCUGAAACAGGAGUAGGAUGGAAUAAUGAACUUGGAACUAUUAGUGCUAGUGAUGAGUGGUGGAAUAAAAAAACUCAGGAAAUCAGAGGGUCUAAAAAGUUUAGACAUGCUGGGAUUGAACCUUCACUUUGCAGUAAGUUUGAUAGAAUGUUCAGCAAUGUUGUGGCGACUGGACACUAUGCUUGGGCUUCAUCUUCCGGAGUAUUAUUUGAUGAUGAUACUGUGAAUCAAAACACUCAGGAUGUUCAUGUUAAUGAAGAAGAAAAUCUAGAGGAAGGGAGUGGUGAUUCCGAGGAGGAUGUCAUUCCCAAUUACACAGAUGAUGUUUGCAAUUUAGUUGCUGGAGUUAAUAUGGGAAAUAGCAGUACCACAAAUAGCAGUGGAAAGAGAAAAGCAAGAGAGCAAUGCGGUGGGCAAAGUACAAAGAAAAGCAAAAAACCUCAUGGAGUUGGAGCUCAAAUGCUUACACGUUGGGAUAAACUAGUUGAUGAUGUUUCAACAAGGAAUGAUAGUAGGGAUAAGAUAGGGUGUAGCAAUAGUGAGGUGAUGACAGAGAUUCAUUCCAUACCCGAUAUUAUUUUUGGUGAUGACUUAUAUUGCUUUGCUACGGAGUACUUGUCUAGGAGGAAUAAAAGAGAGAUGUGGGCAGCAAUAGGAGAUCUUGAUAGGAAGUACCAAUGGCUGCAAAAAAUGCAUCAGAGAAGUCAAAAGCACUAA
Messenger RNA from Populus nigra (black poplar), 960 nucleotides. Its product is annotated as L10-interacting MYB domain-containing protein-like. The record is from RefSeq and is a predicted model, not a curated record. Bases 1 to 960 code for a protein of 319 amino acids. The transcript has 2 exons. NCBI's taxonomy places the organism in Eukaryota, Viridiplantae, Streptophyta, Magnoliopsida, Malpighiales, Salicaceae.